Engraulis encrasicolus (European anchovy) is the source of this 3140-nucleotide messenger RNA. Its product is annotated as E3 ubiquitin/ISG15 ligase TRIM25-like. NCBI's taxonomy places the organism in Eukaryota, Metazoa, Chordata, Actinopteri, Clupeiformes, Engraulidae. The record is from RefSeq and is a predicted model, not a curated record. The transcript is spliced from 9 exons. Bases 285 to 2093 code for a protein of 602 amino acids. Gene Ontology annotation, molecular function: protein binding; zinc ion binding.
CAUAUCUACUUCCCUGAUUGAACGUCAUUGGUAGUUUCUACUAACAUUCUUUAUCAAAAGUUGUGAUUCAUAAUAUAGUUGCAAAACAAAAACCACACCCACACAAACCCUGAACAGCCACCGCCGCCUAUGCUUAUUAACAGCCCUGCAAAUCAGGAUAUCCCACAUUCCUCAUAUCCUCUCACAGGAUCAUGUGAACCGAGCGCACUCUCUAACAAGGAAGGUAAUGUAGAGAAAUUGUUGCCAUUCAGGACUCGGGCGUCUUAGUGAGAAGUUGAGGGAAAAUGGCAGCAGCAAUGUCAAGUAAACAAGAUCUUUUCUCGUGUUCUAUUUGCUUGGAUCUACUGAAGGAUCCAGUGACUCUCAGCUGUGGACACAAUUACUGUUCGGGCUGCAUUAAUGACUGUUGGGAUCAGGAAGAUCAGAAGGGAGUCUACAGCUGUCCUCAGUGUAGGCAGACUUUCACUACGAGACCAGUUCUGAACAAGAAUUAUAGCUUUGCCGAGCUUGUGGAAGAAAUGAGAAAGACGUGGCCUACAAUUCAGCCUGAUGCUCCCGCUGACGCUGGAGAUGUGGAGUGUGAUAUCUGCUCCGGGAGAAAACUCAAAGCUGUGAAGUCCUGUCUGGAUUGUCUGAUGUCGUAUUGUGAAACUCACUUUAUAGCUCACAAUGAGCUUCACCCAGGCAGAAGUCACUCAGUAGUCGAUGCCACUGGUCAGCUACAUGAAAGGAUUUGCUCUCGUCAUAACAAGGUUCUUGAAAUCUAUUGUCGUACUGAUCAGAGUUGCAUCUGUUAUUUGUGCCUGAUGGACCAACAUAAAGGCCAUGACACCAUCUCAGCUACAGAAGAAUGGAGUAAUGAAAAGGAAAGGCUGGGACAGAGCCAACGGAGAUGCCAGCAGACAAUCCACAAGAGAGAGAAGGAGCUUCAGGAGCUGAGGAGAGCAGUUGAGACUCUGAAGAGCUCAGCAGAGUCUGCAGUGGAACAUAGUGACCAGAUGUUUGAUGACAUCAUUCGCUCUGUUGAGAGAAGGCGCUCUGAGGUGAGAGAGCUGAUCAGAGCUCAGGAGAAGGCUGAGGUGAGUCGAGCUGAACAACUCCUGCAACAAGUGGAGCAGGAGAUCUCUGAGCUGAAGAAGAGAGUUGCUGAGAUGGAGCAGCUUUCACACACACAGGAUCACAUCCAUUUCCUCAAGAAUGUAGGGUCCAUCUCUGAUAUUCCUGGCAGUAAAAUUCCAACCAGCCUGAAUGUUAACUCCAACCUCUACCUUGAUCUGGUGAAAACAUCCGUCUCUGCACUGAAGAUGGAGCUACCUGUAGAGGAGAAAUUAGAGUCGAUCUUCAGUCAGGUUGCAGUCAAAAUAUCUGCAGCAGAUACGGAUCCUGAUCUCACAGUCAAAAGCACAGGGAGUUUAUUGUGGCUGCCCCCACUCAUGUCUGAACCAGUCACCAGAGAGGACUUCCGACAGUAUACGGAUCCUGAUCUCACAGUCAAAAGCACAGGGAGUUUAUUGUGGCUUCCCCCACUCAUGUCUGAACCAGUCACCAGAGAGGACUUCCGACAGUAUUACUGCCACUUCACACUGGAUCCCAACACUGCACACCGGCAUCUUCAUCUAUCUGAGGGGAACAGGAGGGUGGAGAGGAGAGAUGCGGCCCCACAAUCGUAUCAAUAUCGUAGAGACAGAUUCCAUAGCUUGUGUCAGGUGCUGUGUAGAGAGCGUGUGCCUGGACCCUGUUAUUGGGAAGUUGAGUGGAGUGGGAUAGGAGUUGAUAUUGCAGUGUCAUAUGAAACUAUAAGCAGGAAAGGAGCCGAAAAUGACUGCAGGUUUGGACACAAUGAUCAGUCCUGGAGACUUAAUGUAGAGCCUGGAUAUACACAUUUCGCCCACAAUAGUAGUAAACGCACUAAACUCCCUCUAGUGGCCAGCUCCAGAGUAGGAGUGUAUGUGGACCACAGGGCAGGGACUCUGGCCUUCUACAGCAUCUCUGACACCAUGAUGACACUCCUGCACAAAGUCCAGACCACAUUCUCCCACACACUCUACCCAGGGUUUGGGUUAGCAAAUGGAGCCAAAGUGAAGCUCUUGUGACUCACAUGCAUGUAGCACAUCUAUAUUCUGUUAUAUGGACUGUGUGUUAUUAUUAUAAUCAGGGCUCUGAAUUAACUUUUUUCUUCACCAGCCAAAAUGGAUGGUAGAUGUUAAUCUUACUAGCCAAACAUAUACUCACGAAUGGGUCAAAGUGCCUAGUGAGUUGGCCUUUUCUACCAGUCAAACGGAAAUUUCACCUUCAUUUGGCCGGUUGGCUGCUGUUAAUUUAGAGCCUUGAUUAUAAUAUAAUAUAGUACACAACAUCUCUUCACUGUAUAUUAGGGCCGGGUGACAUGAGAAAAUACAGAUCAUAACACAUUUUUUCCUGUUUUGAUGUGAUUUUUCAUAUUUGAAAGCAAUUUCUUUGAGUUUUUUAUAUUUGUCAUUAAGCAGCUGGUUGGCUAUGUGAAAUCUGUGUACUGGUCGAUAACGGUUGAAUAAUUUUAAACUUUGAGAGUUUUUUGUAUAACACCCCACAUGCAUAAUUAGUUUGAAGUAAUUCAUAACCUUAUAUUAAUCACAUUUCUGCAUUUAGAAAAGUUUUCGAUUGUUGACAUAUAGGCCCACUGUAGCUAUGCAGAUUGUUGACAUAUAUUUAAUAUCACUACAUUGUAUGUUUUUUGAAUGAUUGAACCCCUUCUCUGUCUUUUCCCAUAUUGCACUAAUAUUUCAGUCAUAUUUAAUAUUAUGCAGUUCUACAUAUGGUCUGGUGUUCUUUGAGUAAACUUCGGUAAUUUGAUUUCAAUACACUCACACUUCAUUAUUGCAAUUAAAGGUGGUGGACUGUGUUCAAUAAACAAAUUCAAAUUCAGAUGUCCAGAUAUCCGUCUUGUGGUGUAUAAUGGGAUGACUGUAUAACGGCAACUGUAAACAAACCCUCAAUGGCACUCACUAUUGAUACCAUUUGAAGUGGCCUUCAGGGCAUACAUACUACAGUGUCUUCCUGCAUGAAUACAAACAGGGCCGGAUUAAGAUAGUCUGGGGCCCCUAGGCUACAUGUUAAUGUAGGCCCCCCUGGAAGGCAGAUUUUGUGACAAAUUUACAUAG